This is a messenger RNA of Alternaria ventricosa, 507 nucleotides long. RefSeq lists its product as uncharacterized. The record is from RefSeq and is a predicted model, not a curated record. The coding region runs from base 1 to 507 and encodes 168 amino acids. The transcript has 2 exons. NCBI's taxonomy places the organism in Eukaryota, Fungi, Ascomycota, Dothideomycetes, Pleosporales, Pleosporaceae.
AUGAAGCUCGCUACCAUCAUCAGCGCUGUUGCAUUCGCUAUACCACAGCUUACGUUCGCGCAAUUGUCGAACUUCGAUGAUUGGGAACAUGAGCGCAUUCAGCUUGACGACGUCUCGAUCCACUUCCGCUACCACGGCGAAGGACCGCCCGUCCUGCUCGUGCACGGCUUCCCCCAGCACUCGUUGACAUGGCAUACCAUUGGGCCCAUCCUAGCGCAGAAUUCCGCGGGUGCAGAUCUCAAAGCCAUUCUAGAUUACCUCAACAUCUCAUCCACAUACGUCUUCGCGCACGACAAAGGUGUUGGACUAGCGACAUCUCUCGCUAUCGAAUAUCCGUCGCUUGUGAAAGCUAUUAUCCUCGCUGAAUACGUUCUCCCCGGCUACGGCUACCCUUUGACCGUUCAGAGUCCCAGCUUGUACCAGAACUGGCAGCUCGCGUUCUUUGCCGUGCCCGAUGCAGCCGAAUUCUUCAUUCGAGAUCGCGAGAAACAGAUGUUGAGCUGGUAA